Messenger RNA from Loxodonta africana (African savanna elephant), 1018 nucleotides. RefSeq names its product olfactory receptor 6C76-like. Gene Ontology annotation, cellular component: membrane. Gene Ontology annotation, molecular function: G protein-coupled receptor activity; olfactory receptor activity. The record is from RefSeq and is a predicted model, not a curated record. Bases 26 to 967 code for a protein of 313 amino acids. The transcript has a single exon. Lineage: Eukaryota; Metazoa; Chordata; Mammalia; Proboscidea; Elephantidae. Gene Ontology annotation, biological process: G protein-coupled receptor signaling pathway.
AUCUGGCAGAAGUCAACGAUAAGAAAUGAAAAAUCGAUCAUCUGUGAAAGAGUUCAUUCUCCUGGGAUUAACAGAUGACCCAGAGCUAAACAUUUUGAUUUUUCUAUUUUUAUUUUUCACAUAUGUACUGAGUAUAACUGGAAACCUGACAAUUAUCACCCUUACUCUCAUAGAUUCUCACCUCAAAAUUCCCAUGUAUUUCUUUCUUAGGAAUUUCUCUUUCCUGGAAAUCUCAUUAACAACAGUUUGUAUUCCUAGAUUUCUGGUCAGCAUUAUAACUGGAGACAAGACCAUAUCUUAUAAUUCUUGCAUGGCCCAGGUGUUUUUCUUCAUACUCUUUGGUUCAACAGAAUUUUUCCUUUUGACGGUUAUGUCAUAUGAUUGUUAUGUGGCCAUCUGUAAGCCAUUGCAUUACACAACAAUAAUAAGCAGCAGAAUAUGCCUCCAGUCUGUGAUUAUCUCUUGGCUGGCUGGAUUUCUUAUUAUCUUUCCACCUGUGAUUGUGGGGCUUCAACUGGAUUUCUGUGACUCCAACAUCAUUGACCACUUCACCUGUGACUAUUCUCCUAUGUUGCUGAUUGCCUGCACAGACACCACAUUCCUACAGCUCAUGGGAUUUGUCAUAGCAAUAUUUACUCUCGUACUAACCUUAUCACUAGUGAUUCUGUCCUAUGCAUUCAUCCUCAGAACAAUUCUGAAAAUCCCCUCUGCUGAGAAAAGGAAAAAGGCUUUUUCCACUUGUUCCUCACACAUGUUUGUUGUCUCCAUUUCUUAUGGAAGUUGCAUUUUCAUGUAUGUUAAAACCUCAGCAGAGGAAGGUCUGGCUUUUACCAAGGGCAUAGCAGUGCUCAAUACUUCUGUUGUCCCAAUGCUAAAUCCUUUCAUUUACUCCCUAAGGAACCAACAGGUAAAACAGGCCUUUAAGAACUUAGUCCAAAGAUGCUUCUCAAAUAAAUUUUGGUUAUAAAUUAAAAAACUGAAAUUUAAACUGAACUCUAUGUCUAAUAUAAUAUUAACA